This is a messenger RNA of Venturia canescens, 3457 nucleotides long. It is a transcript of the gene Lint-O, whose product is annotated as L(3)mbt interactor in ovarian somatic cells. The record is from RefSeq and is a predicted model, not a curated record. Gene Ontology annotation, biological process: negative regulation of DNA-templated transcription. Bases 41 to 2434 code for a protein of 797 amino acids. Gene Ontology annotation, cellular component: nucleus. The transcript is spliced from 4 exons. Gene Ontology annotation, molecular function: histone binding; chromatin binding; DNA binding. Lineage: Eukaryota; Metazoa; Arthropoda; Insecta; Hymenoptera; Ichneumonidae.
GAGAAGGUGAUUUGGUAUUGUCGAAUCCCCCGACGCUAUAAUGCAGCAACAUCGAGUAGAACCGCAAAUACUUCACGAGGACCAAAUCCUCGAAGCGAUCGAUCAGCUUAGACGCCGUAAAGCACGUCCGGAUGCGGAUCGUAUAUGCAAUUAUCUACUUAGAAAAUUUUCAGUAGACGCGCGUGACACGAUUGCGGAUUUGCAUCGUUUGAUAGAGGCCGAAAAGGUAAUCCAGGUGGACUACAAGGGCAACACGAGUUACAGAAAUGCCUCGAAGUGGUCACGCCUUCAAUUGUACAAAAAUCGUCCGGAGGGCUUUGUCAAAGAGAAAUUAAAUUCGUCGAUGAUAGCGGGGGCGGUAGCGGAGCUGGUGGUCGAAGAGCCUGAUUAUUUGGAUCAGGGUGUACCGGCUUAUAGGCUCGUAGAGCAGCUAUUGGACGGAGUUUCGAACCCAACCUCUCGACGAAUGGUCGAAGAUUUUUUAAGCAAAGAAGUUGCGAGCGGUAACAUUGCGAGAUUGGCGAACGGUAAUUAUUCGCUGGUCGCUACGACGGAUAUAACGACGACGAGCUCGACGAGCGUGGUCGAAACUAACGCUGCGACGAGCACCGCGGAUACUACGAGCUCCCCAAUAUCGAUGAGUAACAGCAACAACGCGGCAUUCUCGACAUCGGCGCACCAACAAAACAAUAAUCACCACAGUAAUAAUAACAACAAUAAUAAUCACCAAAGUAAUAACUACAAUAAUAUUAAUAAUAACAAUAAUAAUAUUGGAGAACGAGAAGAAGAAAGGACGAGGGAUUCUGGGAACAAUAGGUGUUCCGAGAAUGGUAACUCAGGUAAAUCGUCGUACAGUGUCGCGACUACUCAGAUUAUCGUUGCAACACCAUCGUUAACAACAACAACAACCACGAUUCCUAUUGCAACAUCCAUUCGAUCUCAAGUAACAAACUCUACAACGAGCUCCACAAGGAGGAAAUCAAAGAGUCCCGAACUAUCACGGAGAUUCUACGAUUUUGAGGAUAACGAGGACGAAGUUAUGGUUACGGAUUCACGCUCGAACACACCACGCUCUUCUCAGGGCAACUCGAGCCCUGCCAGACAACUUAUCAACGACGACGACAACAACGUCAAUGAUAACGGUCGAAGUAAAAAUGUGAACAAGGAGGAAUGUUACGAGAUUACGAUUAUUGGCAAGGAGCCCGAUUCACCGGAGGAAUCGGUCACGAAAGACGAUCUUGAAACACGCGAAGAAAACUCUAUCAAUUCUAACAACGAUACGAGAAUCAAAAAACAAGAUACCAAACAAACCAAAGACCCUAAUCAUUCUAACCUCAAAAAAACAUCCAAAUCUGAACGAAAACAGAGACUACUCGUUCGAUCUGAAGACCCCAUGGACAUUGAGAUCAAAUUCGAAGACUUCAGACGUGAGAGCAAAGACGACAGAGAUAAACAACAGCAAAGAGAUCUUGACAAUGGACAACACAGCGACGAACGAGAUGAUGAUGAUUAUGCUGGCCGAAGUUCUACCAAUCCCUCUCCCACACCAUCCAAUACCACCGUCGCUGCCUUUCGCAGUGCACGCAGGAAGAGAGCCAAGAAAGUGUUCGAUCCAUCCGACAAUAAUGUGGUGAAAAGGAAACGUGGACGGCCUGUAUCGCAACAUAAGAUUCAGGCAUCUCAGGAGUCACAAGAUUCCAACAAAUCUAUAGCAAAAGAAGGUCCGAACAGACAAUGCAGCCUUUGCGCUAAAGAGAAAUCCGAAAGUCUCGUCGCUUGUCGCGAUUGUACCGUGAGAGCUCAUCCGACUUGUAUCUAUCCGCCAGACGAACUGCUACAAAAAUCUGGAAGUAGUUGGCAAUGCGAGCGUUGCAAGAGCUGCACGGUGUGCUGUGAAACUUCGGAUGUUGGUCCUCUAAUAACGUGUAACGCCUGCGACGAAGCGUACCAUUAUUCGUGUCACGUGCCUCGCAUACCUUCAGCAAAAUCGAAUUCGAAGUGGCAAUGCAACGACUGUACGCAGAAGAAUUACAAGGGUAACGUCGUACACAACUCGAAUAUAUCAGUGAGUCGUCCAGAAACACCGUCGAAUCCACCGGUGUUGCCGCCUGUCCUGAGUCCUCAAGUGUCGCCAAAUCGAGCGUCGUCGGAACAAAUGGAUGACGAACCGGGAACGACCGACGGAAUUGAUCCGAAUAUACCCGAUGCGUCGGAUUGGACGUCCGAGCAAGUUUAUCAAUAUUUUGCGAGACUCUUUCCGAAAGAAGCGGAAGUUUUCAGAGUCCAGGACAUCGACGGACAUUCGCUUUUGCUGAUGAAACGGUCGGACGUGUUAAGCGGUUUGGAUUUACUUCUUGGUCCAGCUCUAAAAAUUUAUCGACACGUUUUGAAACUUCAAAUGCGUCGGGACGAUCCCAGACUCUACUGGCUGUAAAAACCAAACGAAAUAAUUUGUUUCGUUUUCAUUUCUUCCGAAACAGACUAUGUAAAUAACGCAAUUCGCGACACGUAAAAUCAUUUUGACACAAUGCAUCGUUUUUUUGAGUAUGAAUAGUGAAGGAAAAAAGACAGCGGUACUCUGUUGAUAAUCGUUUUGCUCGUUUCUUUGAAAAGAGGCGAUGCGCUUUAAUUGUAAGAAGAAAUACUAUUUUCCAUUUAUGCCAUUAAGAAAAACAUCUGUAAAUUUCACGAAUCAUUAUAUCGUUCAUGAAUUGUUGUCGAGGAAUAAUGAAUAUUAUUAUUUUUAUGAAAACCGUCACAUGCUCAAUCAGCGACGUUGUUUCACUCGAUCAAAUUUGUCUCAUUGGCUCUCGAAGCAACACGCUCUUUUUGCUUCAGCUAUUUUUUUCUCCUCGUUUUUUCGAUUGAAAAAUUAUGUUUUUGUAACCGCUUUUCGGUAUGAAUCGUGCCUGAUAAAUAUUGCGAUUAGGUGAAAUGAAUGACGGCCAAUCGUGAAGUUGAAACACAACGAGAGAUGAAUCUUUUUAUUUGUCUAAAAUUCUACACCGUUUUGAAACUUAUGUAAUACACACUUCUACAUAUUAAUGCUUUCACGCUUUAUUAUUUAUUUUGUUUUUUACCAAACAAAAAACACGCGACUUUGGUUUUGAAGCGAGAAUAUCGAAAUUUCUUUUUUUUUUUUUUAAUUGUUUCCGCUAGUUUUCCGUUUUUCGUUUGUUGCUACACAUCGAUCGUUACAAAUAGCAAUUUCAGGGUAGCGGUGAACUCUGGUGAGUUUUGAGAAUUGCUAAAAUUUAGUGGGCUCAAUUCUACAAAUGAACCGAUUUGUCGAAUAAAGAUAAACGCGGAGCUUAACGAGUCUUUGUGUAUCCCAUCCAGUCAAAUAUUAAUAUAGCAAUGAAAAUUUAUAUAUUCAAAAAUUGUUAUUAAUAUUUAUUAUUAUCAAUGUUCGAUCGAGAUCGCAACGGUCGGAAUAAAAAGCCGUACGAAUAUUAAA